Molecule: messenger RNA, 1925 nt
Organism: Drosophila santomea
Lineage: Eukaryota; Metazoa; Arthropoda; Insecta; Diptera; Drosophilidae
Product: probable serine hydrolase
Exons: 2
Coding region: 703-1737 (344 amino acids)
Source: RefSeq, a predicted model, not a curated record
CCUCCGCCUUAGCUGAUACUCAAGAUAAUUCUGGAAGUGGUACCACAACGACUGGAUCGGGUCUAUUAAUCAAAGUUCAAAGGCUGGGAACUUUGUCAUUUGACGAAGUAAGUAAGCUAAUAAAAAAAUCAUAAACCAGCAAAAGAAGGAGAUAAGAACAAUUGGACCAUACCACCCACAUCAUUUACACACUUUGAGGGUGAACUUUGGAAAUCAGUAUUGUCCCACUUGUGUGAUUAAGCCACAAUUCUUAGCACCAUCUUGAUUGAUUUAAUAUUUUUUAAACGGCAUUUCGGAAAAAUAUGUUAGAAAAAGAGCUUAAAAACACAUCAUUUUAAUUUUAACACUUUCAAUUGGCAUGAAUAAAAGCUAAUAAAUUAAAAGUAUCUACUUAUUGGCAUCAGCUGUUUAUAAAACAAAUCUCGAUUAGAGAUUUAUGUUAUCUUCGCUCUCUUAAAAUUGGUUAGUUGUUUACGCGUUAAAAACCGUACUCUUUAUUUCUGCGUACUCUUUCGGUCGCUUUCAAAUGUGAAAAAAAGAAUAUUAGGAAUUAGUCGUAGAUCAGCUGUUGUAGACGAAAGAGGUGCGGUUUCUGAAUCGCAUAGUGAUUUCAUAGAUACUUAAGAUAACACGCGGCUCCAUUCAUUUUUGGAUUUGAGAAACUUUUACAGACGGGCAAGGUUCAGCACGCCGUCGAUCGAUAUGGGAACUAUUUCUCUAAGCGAUUUCAAGGAGGUUAGAAUACCGGCACCUUGGGGUCCCAUCUCCGGACGUUGGUAUGGCAAUCGAACGGAGCGACCGAUCCUGGCGAUUCACGGAUGGCUGGACAAUCUGGGAACCUUCGAUCGGCUGAUUCCCCUACUUCCCGACUACGUGGGAGUGCUCUGCAUCGAUCUGCCCGGACAUGGAAGAUCCGCUCACGUUCAGCAGGGAAUGCACUAUGCCGUCGACGAUUACGUGUUAAUCAUCCCUCGAGUGAUGGAGGAGUACGGCUGGUCAAAGGUCUCACUGAUGGGUCACUCAAUGGGUGGCAUCAUUAGCUUCAUUUACACAGCAUUGGCACCACAUACAGUGGACAUGGUCAUCUCCCUGGACAUAUUGCUGUCCUUGACACUGGGCCCCAAAACGGUCCUGAAAGAUAUGGUCCAAAGCUUGGAAAAGCACCUUGUGGAAGAGGAUCGUCAGAAGGAGGGUAACUUGCACGAGCCUCCCUCCUACACUCUCGCACAGCUGUCCAAGGUCCUGUCCAAAGGAAGUUUAAACUCGGUUACCCCAGAGUUUGCAAAACACCUGCUUCACCGGCAGGUGAUGAAGUCGCAACUAUAUCCAGAUAGAUUUUACUUCUCCAGAGAUGGACGAGUUAAAUACCAUACCAAGGCAAUAAUGGAACCUGGAUAUUCUGAGGCGUUGGCCAACCGAAUCCAGAAAAAGCCCUACCUGAUCAUUAAAGGGUCAAAAUCUGACUUUUUGGGAGUUCAUACCGAGAAGGCAAUUGCUAUCUUGCGCCGAAACAAUCCGCACUUUCAGUUCUACGAGGUGGAGGGUACCCAUCACGUGCAUCUUCACGCCGCCGAGGAGUGUGCCCGUUACAUAGUGCCCUUCAUCCGACACCACCGACCUCCGGCUCUCACUUCGUGGUCCUUGAGUGGCAAGGAGCAGCAACUAAGUGCCGAGGAAAGGCGGCGAGAACAAGAAAGAUUCUUUAAAAGGGGCAAGAACGCAAAGAGCAAGCUGUGAUGUAAUUUAUAUAAACCACUAUGGUAUAAAAUGUAAAAUUCUAUACUAAUAAGAUAACUUCAUAGGAAUACCUAGAACCACACUUUUGUAUGGAUUUUGUAUGGAUGUUGAAAAACAAUUAUUACCUCAACAAUUUGUUUAAUGCUUAGUAAUUCAACUCAGGGAAAUAGCUAUUUUUAUUUUUAUUA